AUGCCUCAUGAAAUCACGACACAAGAAGCAGAUAAGAAUCUGUAUGUUUAUCGGAUUCUGCGUGAGCAGAUUCUGGUCGGCUCCAUCCCGCCCGGAACCAAAAUCAAACAGAAUGAACUGGCACAGAAACUUGCUGUGAGCCGUACUCCUCUGAUCAACGCAUUACACAAACUGGAGUCGGACGGGCUGGUAGAUAAAGUGCCCAACGUUGGCUUCUUCGUUCAUAAGAUGAGUAUUAAAGAACUGCUGAAUGUUUUUGCGCUCUCCGUUGGCCUGCAUGUCGCCGUAAUGAGCCAGCUGCGCGAAAAAGAUAUUCAGGAUUCAGAUGUGGAGGCCCUGAAAGCCACUAUGCUCCACUACACGCAGCUGGGGCCAGGCGAGGAAAUUGACUCUUAUGAAUACCAGAAAAGCAACUGCCAGUUCCAUGAACGGCUAUUGCAGCUGGGCUCCAACCAGCUGAUUUCCAGAAUCAACGAGCAGUUCCAGGUCUUUAACCGGGUUUCCCUGGGAGGUCUGCUGCGACCACCAGCAGAAACCCUGCCCGAGCAUAUGGCCAUGGUGCAGGCUCUGGAGCAGAGGCAGCUGGAUGAUUUAUGUCUGCUGGCCUGGGAACAUGAACGAAAGAGCUGCCAGGUCAUCGCCGAAUUAAUGGAAAAACUGCAAAACCUGAACCUGCAGGUAGACGAGCUGUAUGUCUGCGACUUUUUCCCCGCGCCAGCUGCCACUGGCGAGGCGGCUCCCGGCCGGAGUUGA
Saccostrea echinata is the source of this 753-nucleotide messenger RNA. RefSeq lists its product as uncharacterized. The transcript has a single exon. Gene Ontology annotation, biological process: regulation of DNA-templated transcription. The record is from RefSeq and is a predicted model, not a curated record. Gene Ontology annotation, molecular function: DNA-binding transcription factor activity. NCBI's taxonomy places the organism in Eukaryota, Metazoa, Mollusca, Bivalvia, Ostreida, Ostreidae. The coding region runs from base 1 to 753 and encodes 250 amino acids.